Cyphomyrmex costatus is the source of this 1713-nucleotide messenger RNA. Its product is annotated as UDP-glucuronosyltransferase 2B20-like. NCBI's taxonomy places the organism in Eukaryota, Metazoa, Arthropoda, Insecta, Hymenoptera, Formicidae. The transcript has 8 exons. The record is from RefSeq and is a predicted model, not a curated record. Gene Ontology annotation, molecular function: UDP-glycosyltransferase activity. The coding region runs from base 1 to 1686 and encodes 561 amino acids.
AUGGUCGCGAUAGCACGUUGCUCGCCCGCCGCUCGUUGUUUUCAGCCUAAUCAUAUUGCGAGAAUCGCAAGAAGUCUAGCGGGACAUUUUGUUUUUGUAUAUAUAUUUUAUAAUAGAUAUGUGGAGUCGCCUAUUAUUACUGAUAAAAUAACUUAUUAUAAGUCUCUUCCAUCGCCUAGCCACCAUAUCUGGGCGACACAUUUGGUUAAUGGAUUGCUUCGCAAAGGCCACCAUGUACACGUAGUGAGCAUACAUGAGACUAAGGUCGAGGAUAAACUUGCGCAGAAUUUGACAUAUCGUGUUUUCGAUGGUUUGAUGGAAGAAUUUGACGAAUCUGGAAGUUUUAAUCCGAUUGAAUGGGAACAGUACAGUGUACCGUAUUCAAUAUAUUAUUUAUAUCAACUAUGUAAUAUGGGAUGUAAUAUGAUAAUAAACACUAAAGCAGCGAAAGAGCUUUUGGAAAUGAUUAAAACUGUCGAAUUUGACAUUAUAGUGCAGGAUAUUACAUGUGACGAAUGUUUAUACGGAUUGUGGGAGGUUGCCAAAGGUAAACCACCCGUAGUGGGAUUUAUUCCGUAUGGCUCUAUACCUUGGCUCAAAGAUUUUAUUGGAGGUCCAAAUUAUCCAACUGUUCGAUCUUAUGCAAGUUCAGCCAUCAGUGAACCCAUAGGUUUGUGGCUGAAAACAUGGAAUACUUUAUAUUUCAUUAUAGAUGAUCUCAUGCGACAUUACUAUUACUUGCCUAUUGCGCAACAAUUUGCUGAGAAAUAUGUAGGUCACCCAAUCAGGCAAUUACACGAAAUAGAAAAAAACAGAAUUAAUAUCGUAUUAAUAAAUAGUCAUUCUGCAUUUCAACCUGCAAUUCCAUUACCGCCGAACACCCUGGAAAUUGGAGGACUGCAUGCUCAAACCGUGCAACCAGUUACUGGCGAUGUAGUUACAAUAUAUCCCAAGUUUGUACGCGAAUUUCUUGACGGAGCAAAGGAUGGAGCCAUUGUAAUAUCAUUAGGAACAAAUGUGAAAUGGAAAUCUGUUGGACUAGACAAGUUUGAAACUGUUUUCCUGGCUUUAUCAAAAUUAAAACAACGAGUACUGUGGAAGUUAGACAUUGAAGUGCCAUUUGAAAUACCGAACAAUUUCAUGAUUGUGAAAUGGAUGUCCCAAUGCGAAGUUCUAUCUCAUAAAAAUGUCAAAGCAAUUUGGACUCAUGGUGGUCUUCUUAGCGUACAGGAAGCCAUUUGGAAAGGUAUACCAAUGAUCGCAUUGCCUUUCUUUAUAGAUCAAAAAAGCAAUGCACGAACGUUAGUAGCAAAAGGUGUUGGCAUAUAUUUGGAUAUAAGAACUUUGUCUGUACAAACUAUAUUACACGCAAUUGAAGAAAUACUUUACAAUGAAAGUUAUACAAAAAACAUGAAACGAUUAUCUAGUGAAUUCCGGGAUCGGCCAAUACCGCCGUUAGACUUAGCUGUUUGGAGCAUUGAAUACACUGUUCGCCAUCCAAACGGAACUUUAGUAACGCCACUUAGACGCCAAAGUUGGAUAGAACAGAAUCUAAUUGACGUUUAUGCAUUUUUAUUUUUUAAUCUUAUUGUAAUAUUGUUAACUAUAUUUUUUGCAAUGAAAAUACUUAUUUAUAUUUAUCAUAAUUAUAUAAAUGCGAAAUUGCAAAAGAGCAAACAAAUGUAAGAUAUUUAAAUGUUAAUAAACAUUAUG